CAGAUAGAAAAAUGGCGGAGAUGAAGUGUGUCGGAGUAGUUGGUGCUGGACAGAUGGGUUCAGGAAUCGCACAACUCGCCGCCACGAGUGGCCUCGAUGUUUGGCUCAUGGACGCUGAUCGAGAUGCGCUCUCUCGAGCCACCGCAGCUAUCUCCUCCUCCGUCAAACGUUUCGUCUCCAAAGGUCUAAUCUCCAAGGAAAUUGGUGAUGAUGCUAUGCAUCGUCUACGUGUAACAUCGAAUCUUGAAGAUUUGUCUUCUGCUGAUAUCAUUGUUGAAGCCAUUGUGGAAUCAGAAGACAUUAAGAAGAAACUGUUCAAGGAUUUAGAUGGUAUAGCCAAGAGUUGUGCGAUUUUAGCUUCUAACACAAGUUCUAUCUCCAUUACUCGUCUUGCAUCUGCAACGAAAAGACCAAGCCAGGUCAUUGGAAUGCACUUUAUGAACCCUCCUCCAAUAAUGAAACUGGUUGAGAUCAUUCGUGGUGCAGAUACCUCAGAAGAGACGUUUAUUGCUACAAAAGCUCUGGCUGAAAGGUUUGGCAAGACAACAGUCUGUUCACAAGACUAUGCGGGCUUCAUUGUGAACAGGAUCCUCAUGCCUAUGAUCAAUGAAGCGUUCCACACACUUUACACAGGGGUAGCUACAAAGGAAGACAUAGACAGCGGAAUGAAACACGGCACAAACCACCCGAUGGGUCCUCUGGAGUUGGCGGACUUAAUCGGUCUAGACGUGUGCUUGUCCGUAAUGAAAGUGCUGCACGAGGGACUUGGGGACUCAAAGUACGCACCUUGCCCUCUUCUUGUUCAAUACGUUGAUGCGGGAAGAUUAGGAAGAAAACGAGGAGUAGGAGUUUAUGAUUACCGUAAAGCUACACAGAAGCCAUCUCCUCGGCUCUGAGAAGCGAAUACCAAAGGCAGUAAAAAACAAGAAGACACCUGUAGCUCUUAAGACAAGAACAGUGAAUGCUUUGUGGAUCGUUUCUGGAUUCUUUCUCUGUUCCUUUGUUUCUUGGUAGAUAUGAAGUUACCGGUAAGCGACCUUGUUUUGUAAUCUUGAUAUGUACUAAAAUAAAGUUUAGCUUCAACAAAUCAAUAAGGUGUUGUUACCUAAUCAAUU
Molecule: messenger RNA, 1115 nt
Organism: Arabidopsis lyrata subsp. lyrata
Lineage: Eukaryota; Viridiplantae; Streptophyta; Magnoliopsida; Brassicales; Brassicaceae
Product: 3-hydroxybutyryl-CoA dehydrogenase
Exons: 4
Coding region: 12-896 (294 amino acids)
Biological process (GO): fatty acid metabolic process
Molecular function (GO): NAD+ binding; oxidoreductase activity, acting on the CH-OH group of donors, NAD or NADP as acceptor
Source: RefSeq, a predicted model, not a curated record